Molecule: messenger RNA, 1396 nt
Organism: Drosophila simulans
Lineage: Eukaryota; Metazoa; Arthropoda; Insecta; Diptera; Drosophilidae
Exons: 1
Coding region: 98-1018 (306 amino acids)
Source: RefSeq, a predicted model, not a curated record
CAUCACAAUCAUAACAAAAUUUAAAAAAAAAAAAAAAACUACUAAAUUCAGAGUGCAGUUUCCAAAUAUUUUAUACUUUUAGUAAGCUUUGCAUACCAUGGAUGCGGUUUGCCAGUUCUUAAGUGCCGAUCUAUAUUCCUAUAUAGAGGGUAUCGUAAAUAGUCUCUUUGUUGUAUCUCCGUGUUUGGACGCGUGCUCAGAUGAAGUAAAGAAAAACGCGAAAAUGUGGUGCCAAAGCUGUACAUCCCUACUGACACAACCUAGUUAUACAAUUAGGCACCAUUAUCCAGGUCCUUUGGUCACCUACGACGGCGAGGCGCGAUGUGAGCCGCGUCUCAUUCGCCUUUCUGACUUAACCAUGAGCACAAUGGAGCUUAUCUUCCAAGCUUAUGGAGACAAUGAUGAUGAUGAUGAUGAUGAUGAUGAUGAAAUGGAUGAAGUGUGUGAAAACAAGAUAGAUGUGGAGGAAAAGUGUGACAAGCAGGGAGAGGAGUCGGCGUUUAGUAAACUAAGGAAAAUCUUUGGCUGGCAAACAAAUAAACCUAUUGAAGACGACAAUAGCCAGAGUGUGGACUCCUGCAGGCUGAAUGGUGGCAGGGAGGAACCCGACUUGGCAGACGAUUCACUCACCGAAAAGAAGCAGAAGCUCCAAGCACUGGAGGAUCGUGCCAGGGGUAUAUACGAAACACAUAUCGAAUCUUCUCCAGAUUCGCCGUCUUGGGACUGCCUGAAACCUGCGCAGAAACUGCGCUUUCAAUGGAAGGCUUCUACUGGCGAUGAUCUGAUGAAAAGUCCUUAUGAAAAUUUCACGUUGGUUUUUACCAGAAGUUUUCUCGAAGCUUUUCCCCGUGCCACAUGUGCCACUGUUCGAAAGGAACAAAAAAUAGCAUGGUGGAACCUAGAUCGCUGCCAGCGAAUGCCGUUCAUACUGCAGGCUCUACUGUACCAAGUGGCCAUCGGUGCCAUCGAUCCCGAAGAUCACUGUGCUGUUCGUGAACUUUUUCACAAGUUGCGAUAAAGUGAGAAGUGCGUUUUCCAUUUCCAUUACCAUUUCGCUUUUAUACGAACCAGAUGUUGUGUGGCCCGUCUAUUUUGGUGCUGAGCCUCGAAAUUCGCAGCUCUUUUCCCUCGACUUUUGCUCUUGAACCACAUUUGUCGAGAAUAAUGGAUCCCCUACUUUUGGCCAAGGUCGCCCGCUGACAUGGCAUUGGCACUCGAUUAACAAUUAAAGCCGCAGCUCUCAAGGUCGCGCAGAAUUAAGAUGGAAAAUCUCAAAUGAAUCGGGGUCCCCCUGAGGAAAAAUGGGACUGGGUGCGAAUCAAUUUCCCAUGCGCAUACAUUAGCAAUAAAAAUUUGUAGUACCCCCUGAAACCGAAAUAAAUAAAACAAACGAGAA